AUGAUUCUAAGAUUCCGUGGUUCAAUUUGGAAUAACUAUAAAUUAACAUGGCUAUGCACAUUGGUAUUGCUUUGUAACAUAAUUAAAGUGUCAUCCGGAUACAUCUUAAAUCAUAAUGGAAUCAUUAGAAACAGCGCAAUAAAUAUAUCGAAUCCAUGUGAUUCGAAUAUUUGGCAGAAAUGUAAGAAUAAAUAUAAUAAUUUUUAUUUGAAGAACGCCUCUAAUGAUUUAACACAAACAUCUAGUUACAUUACUGACGAUAAUGAAGAUAAACUGUCUGAAAAAUUGCCUGAGUCUAGCAGUAGUUACAGCAGUGACGAUAUCAUAAUUUUGGAAGGCCUGAAUGCAGUCAGAAAGAGACCCGGAAUGUACAUCGGUAACACAGGAGAACGAGGAGUUCACCAGCUGCUUUACGAGGUUCUAGAUAACUCAGUUGAUGAGUACCUGGCAGGGUUUUGUAACAGGAUAUGUGUGAGUCUCCUGAAAGACGGGUCAGUGGAAAUAUCGGAUAAUGGGCGCGGCAUACCGUGCGAUACAUCGCCAAAAACAGGAAAAUCAGGUUUAGAAACCGUACUGACGAUUUUGCAUUCCGGAGGAAAGUUUCAAGAUAUUUUGAACGAUAAUCUCUCUUCAAGUGUUAUUGAUACUCCUAACAAAAAUGGUAGAGAAAACUUAAAGGAGCAUGAAAAGAAGAUAUAUGAAUACAGCAGUGGAUUACACGGAGUGGGUCUCAGUGUAGUUAAUGCACUGAGUGAGUUUUUGUUCGUAGAUGUUUACAAGGGAGAUAAAAGGUAUCACAUUGAGCUUUCAAAGGGGCACAUAACAAAGCCACUGGCCGAGUAUCCUUUGAAUCAGUCCGAGGAUAAAUCAUUGGCUCCGAACAAAGAUACUAAUGCUAAAAAUGGCAUCAAUGGAAAGAAAUACGGAACGAAGAUAAGGUUCCUACCGGAUUAUCAGAAUAUAUUUAAGACACACCACCAGCACAUUAAAGGUAAUUCAGAUGCUGGAAAUCAAUGUCUUGGAUGCACAAACGGGUUUCAGUUGGAACUUAUUAAAACGCGUGUCAAGGAGCUUUCGUAUUUAAACCCGGGGUUGUUUUUUGAAUUGGUUGAUUAUCGCAUAAAAGGGGAUAACGGGUAUUUCAAGGAAACGUAUCAUAACAAUGGUGGAACGAGGGCGUUUUUGUCGGAACUGACAAAGGAUAACACCCCUUUGUACAAGCCGAUUCAAAUCAUAACGAUUAAGGGGAAUUACCUGGGUGUCAACUUGGAAGUUUCUUUUAGCUGGUCCAUGGAGUCAUACACAGCCAUGAUCAAGGCAUACGCUAACAACGUUAGUACGUUGGCUGGCACACACAUCGAUGGGUUCAAGACCUCGAUUACCAGGAGUGUAAACGGUCUGCUUAAGAAAUACGGAUACUUUAAAGGAAGUAUAAAGCCACUCAACGGAGAAUUUAUAAGAGAAGGCAUGACGGCAGUGAUAUCAGUUAGGUUAAGCGGAGCUGAAUUUGAUGGUCAGACUAAAACGAAAUUAGGAAAUGCAAUAGUUAAAACGGCAGUAGAAAAGAUUACAAAUGAGCAACUGACGAAAAUAUUGGAUGAAAAUAAAGAACUGUUGAUUGCGAUUCACAACAAAUCACAGGCAGCCAAGAAGGCAUUUGAUGCAGCGAAGACGGCAAAGGAGCUAGUGAGACAAAAAUCGUCAAGUCUAAUUUCGAACAUAUCAGGAAAGCUGACUGAGUGCAGUAGCAACGAUAUUGAGAACAACGAGCUGUUCAUAGUCGAGGGAGAAAGCGCAGCUGGAAACGCGAAGCAGGCCAGAAACAGGCAGUUUCAGGCAGUGUUACCGCUGAAGGGGAAGAUACUAAACAUUGAGAAGAUAACGGACAACAACAAGGUGUUGGAAAAUCAGCAAAUCCAACUUCUGCUGGACACAAUUGGCAUCACAGUCAAUCCAAUAACGUGGAGGGAGAAGCCGUCGGUAAUAAGCGCACCAGUUCACAGCAACUCGCUAUUAGGCAUGAAGAGGCUCAGAUACGGGAAGAUCAUCUUGUUGACCGACGCAGACGUUGACGGGUCGCACCUAAAGUCGCUUCUCCUGUGCCUGCUAUACCGACUCUGUCCGAGUCUGUACCUGGAGGGGAGAGUGUAUGUCGCAGCUCCGCCCCUGUAUCGAAUAACUAACCUGAAGAACAAGAAGUACAUAUACUCCUGGUCGCCCGAGCACCUGCUGCAAGUGAUCGAUCAACUCAACGCCAACAGUGACCCUGACGGUUUCGACGACAAGUCUCCGAAAGAGGUUGAGUUGAAGGACGAGUUGAGGUCGACUGACGUUGUCCAGAUUGAUGCCGUUAAUCCUAACUUUGAGGGCAGUCUGAACCCCAACGCUGGCGACAGCGAUCACGACUUUAAUAGGAGGCUCAGCAGGAGGAACAAGCGGUACGUCAUUCAGCGGUUCAAGGGGCUCGGCGAGAUGAUGGCGAGGCAGCUGUGGGAGACCACCAUGGACCCGAAGACCCGCAUUUUGAAACGGAUCGUAGUCAGCCACCAGUACGAAAUCUCCGCAAUAAUAAAGAUGCUGAUGGGAUCCGACGUGGAGUCCAGAAAGCAGUACAUCUUCAACAACGCCGACGCCUUUCAACUCCACGACUUGGAUAUAUAA
Molecule: messenger RNA, 2661 nt
Organism: Theileria orientalis strain Shintoku
Lineage: Eukaryota; Apicomplexa; Aconoidasida; Piroplasmida; Theileriidae
Product: DNA topoisomerase 2
Exons: 9
Coding region: 1-2661 (886 amino acids)
Biological process (GO): DNA topological change
Molecular function (GO): ATP binding; DNA topoisomerase type II (double strand cut, ATP-hydrolyzing) activity; DNA binding
Source: RefSeq, a predicted model, not a curated record